AUGGCAGACCUCUCCUCCCAGGUUCAAGACACAACAAAAGAUACUGCCUCUUCUAAAGAGCAGGAAUCCCCUGGUGCGUUCAAUAGUCCUUCACCAAGUUUGGCGCUUAUCGUCCCCAUUGCAGUCAAUCUUGAGUCAGUCCCCAGGAGCGGAGCUGGCGUCGUGAAUGAUGCCGGAGAAGUCCUAGAUGACGCCGGCAAGACCGUUGGCAAGAUCGCCGACACCGAUAACCUCCAGAACCUCGUUGGCAACACCGUCAACCAAGCCGGUGAUGUUGUCAGCUCCUCGGGCGAUGUCCUCGGCAAGACCCUGCCCAUAGGACAAGGCAAGCCUGAGGAGGAAGAGGACUCCCACGACGAGGAGAAGAGCGAAUACACAACCCAGUCCAAAGAGAAGAAGUCUGGUGGUCUGGGAAGCGCCCUCGGUAGCGUUACCGGUACCGUUGGAAAGGCUGUUGGGGGAGCCACAGGAGCUGUUGGCGACACAGCGAAGGGUGCCACAGAUACCGUCGGCGACACAGCAAAGGGGGCUACAGACACAGUUGGCCUCGGCGACACAGUAAAGGGAGCUACAGACACCGUUGGCGAUACAGCAAAGGGUGCCACAGAUACUGUUGGCGGCACCGCAGAGGGCGCCACGGACACUGUUGGUGAUGCCACUGAGGGCAUUGCCAACAAGUCAGAAGCCACCUCCCAAGCUACCGACACAAAGACACCAGCUGAGACACCUGGAGCCCCAGAGGUCAAGGACGAGACACCCGAUGUCAAAUCCGAGGACCAAGACCAGAAGGACAUUAACCUCGAGGACCGCGAUGCUCCUGGCGCUGAAGACAAGCUGAAGGAGAUCCCCCCAGAGUCCGAGGAGGCUAAGGAGGCAACCGACAAGGCAGAGGAGACUGCUGAGGGUGUUCCUGAACAAGCCAAGGAUAUCCCUGAGGAGGCCAAGGAGGACGUUACCUCCAAGGUCGACGAGCAAGAUGUGCCCAAGCCUGAAGAUGUCGAGGAGAAGCUUCAGGAGAAGACUGAGGGUGCCCAAGAUGAGGUUCCCAAGUCUGAGGCUGCCGACGAGAUCCCGAGUGGUGAAGCCCUUGGUGAUGAUGGUAACAAGUCCAAGGCUGGUGAUGACCUGAAGUCUGUCGCUCCCGGCGAGGAGGCUGCUGGUGUCACCGAUGAGGUCCAGGACAAGGCUGCAGAAGGCGAGGAAGCCGCUAAGGAUCUUCCUGAGGAUGCUCAAAGCAAGGCCGCUGAAGGUGAAGAAGCCGCCGAGGGCAAGCUUGCUGAGGGUGAGGAAGCUGCUGCUGACCUCCCCGAGGAUGCCAAGAGCAAGGCUGCUGAGGGUGAAGAGACUGCUGAAGGCAAGGUGGCCGAGGGCGAGGAAGUCGCUGGCGAUGCCACCGAGGAGGCUAAGGACAAGGCCGCCGAGGGUGAAGAGGCCGUUGAAGAGAAGGCUGCUGAGGGCGAGGAAGCUGCCAAGGAGCUCGACUUCUCUAUCCUCAAGGGCACCACUGUCGACAAGGAAGGUAACCUCGUCAACGAGAAGGGAGACAAGCUCGGCAAGGUUGUCGAAGGAGAGCUCAAGCAGCUCAUCGGUCUCAGCAGCGACGACCAAGGCGUCAUCUGGGACAAGACUGGCAAGCAGCUCGGAAAGGCUGAGCCUAUUCCCGAGUGGGAUCGCGAGCAGCUUGACUUCUCCGUUCUCAAGGGUACCACCGUCGACAAGGAGGGUAACCUCGUCAACGACAAGGGCCACCUCAUCGGAAAGGUCACUGAAGGCGAGAUCAAGCAACUCAUUGGCCUCACUGCUGAUGAGCAGGGUACCAUUUGGGACAAGACCGGCAAGAAGGUCGGAAAGGCCGAGCCUCUUCCUGAGUGGGAGCGUGGUGAGCAGAAAGAUUACAGCAUCCUAAAGGGCACCACUGUUGACAAGAACGGAAACCUCGUCAACGAGAAAGGUCACCUCUUCGGUAAGGUCGUUGAGGGCGAGAUCAAGCAGCUCAUCGGCUUGGCUUCUGAUGACCAGGGUACCAUCUGGGACAAGACUGGUAAGGCCGUUGGUAAGGCUGAGCCUCUUCCCGAAUGGGAGCGUGGUGAGCAGAAGGACUACUCCAUCCUCAAGGGAGCUGUUGUCGACAAGGAGGGUGGCCUCACUAAUGACAAGGGAGACACCAUCGGCAAGGUCACUGAGGGUGAAGUUCGACAGCUUGUUGGUCUCAAGUCUGACGAGAACGGCAAGAUCUGGAGAGACGGCAAGGUUGUCGGCCAGGCUGAGCCACUCGCUGAGUGGGACCGCGUCCAGAAGAAGGAUCGUUCCAUCCUCAAGGGCGCCAAGGUCAACAAGGUCGGCAAGCUCGUCGACGCCAACGGUACUGUCGUCGGCAAGGUUGUUGAGGGCGAACUGAAGGAACUCGUUGGCAAGCGCGCCGAUGAGAACGGUGACAUCUGGAACGACUCCGGCGAGGUCAUUGGCAAGGGUGAGCCUGUUUCCAUCUCCGAGCGUGAGGACAAGGCCUCCGCUCCCUUCGAGCACUUCCCUGGCGCCACCGUCGAGUCUGAUGGCCGUGUCAUGUACCAGGGUGAGCAGGUUGGUGAGGUCAUCGAGGGUGACCCCAAGCAGCUCAAGGGCAGCGAGGUCGAUGAGGAUGGUGACAUUCUCGACCGCCGUGGCAACACUGUCGGUAAGGCCAAGCGCUGGGAGGCUCCUGAGGCUGAGGAGGAGAAGCCCGUCGACAACUCUGCUCUUGCUGGUAAGCGCGUCAACAAGGCCGGUAACCUCGUCAGCGAGUCUGGCGAGAUCUACGGCCGUGUCAUUGAGGGUGAUGUCCAGAAGCUUGUUGGGCGCAUGUCUGACAAGGAUGGAAACAUCCGAAGUGAGUCUGGCGACAUCAUUGGCAAGGCCCAGCUCGUCUCUGAGGGUGAGCGUGGUGGUAAGAAGGAGGGUCCCUUCGCUCAGCUCAAGAACUGCACCGUCGGCAAGGAUGGUAAGGUCGUCAACGGAGCUGGCGAGGUUGUUGGCAAGCUUGUCAUUGGUGAUGCCAAGGCUCUUGCUGGACGUGCUGUUGAUGAUGACGGUGAGAUCACCGACUCCAACGGAAAUGUCAUCGGCAAGGCUGAGCGCUGGGAGGAGCCUGAGAAGGAGCAGAAGCACAACCCUCUCGCCGGCCGAAAGGUGAACCGCGAGGGUAACGUCGUUGACGCUGAUGGCAACAUCAUCGGCAAGCUUACUAGCGGUGAGCUCCUCGACUGCGCUGGCAAGGAGAUCGACGAGGAUGGUGAUGUCUUCAACCAGAAGGGAUCUGUUAUCGGUCACGUCUCUCUUCUCGAGGACAUCCCCAAGGAGGAGGAGCCUGAGCCCGAGGGUGAGACUGAGGAGGAGAGACUCAAGCGCGAGCAGGCUGAGGCCGAUGAGGCCAAGCAGACUGAGGAGGCUGAGAAGAACAAAAAGCUCGCUCAACAACUGGCUUACCAGAUUGAGCAGACUCUUGAGAGGCUCCGACCCAUCUGCAAGUCCAUCAACGACAAGAUCAGCGCCGCUGAGGCUCAGAAGCCUGAGGAUCGUGAUGAGGAGGAACUUGUCCGACAGGUCAAGCCUCUCAUCGAGGAUGGUGGUAAGAUCUUGACUGAGACCAACGGUAUCAUCCGUGGUCUUGAUCCUGAUGGUCGUAUCGCUCGCAACGCCAAGCAGAAGACUGCUGGUGGUGAAGCUACUCCCGAGGAGGCCCACCUCGCCAACUUGCUCAAGGAGCUCUCAACUGAGAUUCAAACCACCAUUGAGGAGGGCAAGCGCAAGCUCGAGGGUAUGCCUCACGCUAAGAAGGAGAUCAACCCUCUCUGGGGUCUCCUCGCCGAGCCUCUCUUCCAGAUUGUCGCUGCUGUUGGUCUAUUGCUCAGCGGUGUGCUCGGCCUUGUUGGCAAGCUUCUCGGUCCCAUCCUGGGUCCUCUGCUCAACGGUCUUGGUCUUGGUGGUCUGCUCGAUGGUCUUCUCGGAGGUCUUGGCCUCAAGAAGAUCCUCGGCAGCCUUGGUCUCGGUGAUGUCGUCGGCACAGUCACCGGCAAGAAAUAA
Fusarium subglutinans is the source of this 4059-nucleotide messenger RNA. RefSeq lists its product as uncharacterized. The transcript is spliced from 3 exons. The record is from RefSeq and is a predicted model, not a curated record. Lineage: Eukaryota; Fungi; Ascomycota; Sordariomycetes; Hypocreales; Nectriaceae. Bases 1 to 4059 code for a protein of 1352 amino acids.